AUGGACGCCUUCGAGUACAACCCCAAUCCCGGCCGCGUCGUCUUCGGCAGUGGCACUCUACAGAAACUGCCUGAUGAGAUUGCCCGUUUACAAGUAAAGGCGCCAUUGGUGCUGUCCACGCCGCAGCAGAUCGGUCAGGCUGAGACCGUCAAGGAGGUCCUCAAGGGCCAGGUCGCUGGUAUCUUCAGCGAGGCGACCAUGCAUACUCCGACUCAUAUUACCGACAAGGCUCUCGAUUAUGCCAAGGCCCAGGGUGCCGACUCGGUUAUUUCCAUUGGCGGUGGUAGCACCAUCGGAUUGGGUAAGGCAAUUAGUAUUCGCACUGGUCUGCCGCAUAUCUGUAUUCCAACAACGUAUGCCGGAAGCGAAAUGACACCUAUUCUGGGUGAAACGGCCGAUGGCCUCAAGAAGACUCGAUCUGAUCCUAAGAUCCUGCCCGGCACGGUCAUUUACGAUGUCGACUUGACUAUGACUUUACCCGCGGCGAUGAGUGCUACUAGUGGUGUCAAUGCCAUUGCUCAUGCGGUCGAGGCUCUUUACGCCCGCAACACAAACCCCAUCAUCAACAUGAUGGCCAUCGAAGGCACACGUGCCCUCGCAUCUGCCCUCCCUGAGAUCGUCGAGGAUCCCUCCUCGCAAUCAGCCCGUUCUCGUGCUCUGUACGGUGCAUGGCUCUGUGGAACAUGCCUCGGUAGCGUCGGCAUGUCUAUCCACCACAAGCUGUGUCACACUUUGGGCGGUAGUUUCAAUCUUCCUCACGCAGAGACUCACACCGCCGUCCUGCCACAUGCUAUUUCUUACAAUGCUCCCAAUAUCCCCGAGGCUGUGGAGCUGCUUGCCGAUGCGCUGCCGGACAGCAACGGUGAUGCUAUCCAUGGCUUGAAUGUUCUGUUGACCAAGCUUAAGGUUAAGCGUGGCCUAAAGGACUUUGGUAUGAAAGAGGAGGAUGUGGAUAAGGCAGCUGAUAUUGCGGUCUCGAAUCCGUAUUGGAAUCCUCGGGCUAUUGAGCGGGAGCCGAUUCGUGAGCUUAUUCGCCGUGUUUGGGCGGGUGAGCCGGCGCGCGCCGAUUUAUAA
Penicillium waksmanii is the source of this 1074-nucleotide messenger RNA. Its product is annotated as maleylacetate reductase. Bases 1 to 1074 code for a protein of 357 amino acids. Gene Ontology annotation, cellular component: mitochondrion. The transcript is spliced from 2 exons. Lineage: Eukaryota; Fungi; Ascomycota; Eurotiomycetes; Eurotiales; Aspergillaceae. Gene Ontology annotation, molecular function: metal ion binding; alcohol dehydrogenase (NAD+) activity; maleylacetate reductase activity. The record is from RefSeq and is a predicted model, not a curated record. Gene Ontology annotation, biological process: protein histidyl modification to diphthamide.